Symbiodinium natans is the source of this 1683-nucleotide messenger RNA. The record is from the annotation of a GenBank genome assembly. NCBI's taxonomy places the organism in Eukaryota, Dinophyceae, Suessiales, Symbiodiniaceae.
AUGUCCAUGUCAUCCUUACAAACACCGACGAUCACGUCCAGUGGGGAGCUGUAUCUCCUCAAUGGCUACACCGGUGGUGAGCUCCAUCCGAUGCCUUUCUUCUUGAACAAGAACCUCCGCGUCAUCUCCGCGAACCUCGACCGCGCCUUCGUGGCGGUCGAGCCGACGGUCUGGACCAGCGCAGACGAGGACGCGCGGCCGCCCUGCUCGGUCUACUGCUUCCACGCUGAGUCCAGCGAGCCGGAGUACUGCCCAGAGUUCGAGUCGAUCCAGGGCGCCAUCCGACAAAUUGCAUUUGGCCAUAGCCAUAUGCUGGUUUUGACCACAGACGGUACCCUGUAUAGCCGCGGUGCAGCCACCUACGGCUCCACUGGGCAUGGCGGGGCUCGGGAUGUGACGGAAUUCACAGAGAUUCCUGCCCUUCGCGGUCGGAAGGUGACGUUCAUGGCCGCUGGCCCCUACUACUCCAUCGCUGUGACCUCCGAGGGGGAUGUCUACUCCUGGGGCAAGGCCUUCUACGGCGAGACUGGCUUGUUCACGCAGGUGGAGGCCGUUCCGCGCUUUGCGCCGUCUGUCACGCCGUUCAAGGUCACGGAGAUUAGCUGCGGGCACUCGCACGUGGUGGCGCGCACGGAGAUGCAGCAGUGCAUCACCUGGGGUGAGAAUACCUGCGGCCAGCUAGGUCUCGGCCAGAAGUCCAAGCCCACGUACAAGCCGCAGCUUCUGACCAGCAUACCUUCGCAGGUGGCUGCCGUUGCUGCGGGCUGGGCCCACUCUUUGGCUGUCGGCACAGAUGGCCGUGCCUACUCGUGGGGCUUGAAUUCCCAUGGGCAGCUGGGUGUGGGUGACACCACUACGAGGAUGGCUCCGCACCUGCUGCACGACUUGGUUGGGGUCUACGAGGUCCUGUCGUGCCAGGCUGCUCGGGCCUUCUCCCUCUUCCGCACAGCCUCACACCGGGCACUGAUGUGCGGGCAGAUCCCGCCGCACCCCGCGGGCGAGCCCAUGGACUUUGCACCACAUCGCCCAGGGCACCAUGACCCUGCGGGCUGCAUGUUGGCACCUGUGGCACUCAGCUUGACGACGGGAGAGCAGCACAUCCGGAGCAUGGCAGAGCUCUCCGAAAUUGUGGCUUUCGACAAAGGUGCCAUCGCCUUCGCCCGAAGCACCGUCUACAAGGUGACGCCCAACGUGGCGCCCAUUGGCGGUGGGACGAAGAUCCGGGCCUUCGUCACGGGGCUGCCCUACGACCCGCCGACGGUCAAGACUUCCACCGGCUCCAUGUCGUCUACCUUCAUGGUUCAGAAUACCAUGAACGUGCAGGUCAGACUGAGAUCACAGUCCCCAAUCUGCGACCUCAUUGUCAAGGGAACCGUGGUCGACAAGGAUGUUGUGGAGUUUGAGACGCCCGAUGCCUCGCCGUCGCCACUAGGCGCCGUGGUGGAGCAGGGCACCACGCUGCCGGUGCAGGUGCGGGUCUCCACCGAUGGCGGCUUCACCUGGACGCCGGACCGCUUCACGCACCCUGCCAACGAAGUGGAGCAGACCCUGCGGCACAUGCCCUCCGAGCAGAAGGUCGGUUACGGCUUGGCGCAAGGUCCGAAGGACAUCCAGAAGAGCCUGAAAGAGUUCAAGGGAGACUUCCAGGCAAUGAGCUUGGGCUUAGAGAGGUAUACAUGGUAA